UAUUUCCCUCAUAAGCACGCGCACACCGGAACGCGGGUUUUACUUUUGUUUUUCGAAGUAAAUGCUCAUUCUGCCCGCGGUGAAAAAAAAUCCGAACCUGUCGCAAAUUCCAGUUUUCAAUUCGCUCCUUGUGAAAACAAUGUGACCACCGUGGGUUUUUUUUUUAAACCUCGGGAUUAUUCGUCGUUAAAGGAGAUUCGUUCCGACAUGUCGAACCUUUCCCGAAACCAGAAGGAGUUGCUGGAGCUUUUGAAGCUGGCGGUCAACAGUCGGUGCGCAGACUGCGCAGCUCCGGAUCCAGGGUGGGCGUCCUACAAACUGGGUGUUUUUGUGUGUCUGACCUGCUCCGGGAUCCAUUCCGGCCUGUCCAGCCGGGUCAAAUCCAUAAAGCUGGACUCCUGGGAGGAUGAACAAGUGGAGUUCAUGAAGUCCAGAGGGAAUGACCACGCCAAAGCUGUGUAUGAGAAGGCUGUUCCUGCGUACUACUAUCGACCCCGGGAAAAGGACUGUGUAAUCUUAAGGGAGCAGUGGAUUCUGGCCAAAUAUCAAAGGAAGGAAUUCACGGGAGAAACAAAGUAUCCACCUGUUUCAUACACUGCAGGUUUCUACGAGGGGAUGCUGUGGAAGAAAGGUAAAGACAACGCCCAAUUUUUUAAGAGGAAGUUUGUGCUGUCGCAGCGGGAAUUCACCCUGUCUUACUACAACAAGGAAAACGAGUCCAAAGGCCCAAAAGCUGUAAUCUCCAUCAAGGACCUAAACAUCACCUUCCAGCCGGAGAAGAUUGGUCAUUCUCACGGGCUGCAGAUCACCUUCCAAGACGGCAACCACACCAGGAACCUCUAUGUUUAUCACGAGAGCGCCCAGGAAAUAGUGACAUGGUUCAACGCCAUUCGUGCUGCUCGCUAUGCCUACUUCAAGACCGCGUACCCGACAGGAAGUGACAAAGAACUGAUACCAAAGUUAACAAGGAACUACCUCAAAGAGGGAUACAUGGAAAAGACGGGGCCGUCGCGGAAGGAGACGUUCAAAAAAAGAUGGUUCACUUUGGACUCUCAAAACAGGAAGUUGCUGUACUUCAAAGGACAACUAGACGCGGAGGAGUUGGGGGUCAUUUUCAUCGGCACAGAGAGCAAGGGUUACUCUGUAAAGGAGUGCGAUCAAAUGCAUGCUCGGGGGAACAAGUGGAAGUACGGCGUCGCGGUGGGAACGCCCCGGCGACAAUAUCUCUUCAUGUGCGAGCAGGAGGGAGAGCAGAGAGAGUGGCUGGACGCCCUCAGACAGGUGCUCUCCAGGCCCAUGGCCCCGCAGGAUUACACCAUUGAAUCCAAUAUUAGUUAUUAAAGAGAAACAACGGAGAGGAUGGCGGGGAGAAGAUUUCAACGUUGGAAAUCACAUGUGAAUAAACUAUUGGAGCACAAGGGAGGACAGUCGCCUGUUGUUACAGCACUCCACCAGAACUGACUCAUCUUAGCGUUGAUGUAAAGCCUCUGGACGGUUCUCUGGGCCAGAGUACGGAUUGUACACUUCAACUGACACCGGAACUGAUGUCAGAUCUUUGAAAAAUACGUGUGUUACAUUUUAAGAAAAGAUAGGUUAAAUAUUAUGCUAUUUGUAUGAUGUUUCUAACUUUGUUGAAUAUUUUCAGUAAUGCAAUGAAUAUUUUAGUAUACUAUUUCCAAUAAAAUGUUUAUAUUUUAAA
Molecule: messenger RNA, 1699 nt
Organism: Gasterosteus aculeatus aculeatus (three-spined stickleback)
Lineage: Eukaryota; Metazoa; Chordata; Actinopteri; Perciformes; Gasterosteidae
Gene: adap2
Product: ArfGAP with dual PH domains 2
Biological process (GO): positive regulation of GTPase activity; heart development
Cellular component (GO): plasma membrane; cytoplasm; intracellular membrane-bounded organelle
Molecular function (GO): GTPase activator activity; phosphatidylinositol bisphosphate binding; phosphatidylinositol-3,4,5-trisphosphate binding
Source: RefSeq, a predicted model, not a curated record